Molecule: messenger RNA, 2139 nt
Organism: Oncorhynchus gorbuscha (pink salmon)
Lineage: Eukaryota; Metazoa; Chordata; Actinopteri; Salmoniformes; Salmonidae
Product: cytochrome b5 domain-containing protein 1-like
Exons: 4
Coding region: 1416-2063 (215 amino acids)
Source: RefSeq, a predicted model, not a curated record
AUGGGGAAGCUUUGUUACGAGCUCAAACACUCAGUCUGAAUAUUAACACGCAUAGCUUGCGGUACGAUUUUGGAAACAUAAGGACUUUAUCUUUCAUAUCAGCAACAAAAAACUACAUUGAUACACACCUUUUAUAGGGUUCCUACACGGACAUACAUCCAUGUUACAGAAGGUGUUUACGGAAGACAGAAGGACCAUCAGUGUUAAUUAGCUAUAUAGCCUGUUCUGAACACCCGUGUUUAAUGGAAGAAGGCUGCCAGAAACGUAUUGUCACUGAAAAAUGUCGUUGCCUGCAACUUUGAUAAAGCCGGUUAAAACAGUGUACAGCACAGGAUGUUGGCGGCACUUUAAUUGGGGAGGACAGGCUCGUUGUAAUGGCUGGAGCGUAUUGGUGGAAUAGCAUCAACUACAUCAAACACAGUUUUCAUGUGUUUGAUGCCAUUCCAUCUGCUCCGUUACGGACAUUAUUAUGAGCCGCCCCCUCAGCAACCUCCUGUGUUGUACAGUAAUAGUACAUUUUGCCUUUGUGAAAUUAUUUUGAUGUGAUAUGAAAGUAAAGGGCUUUAUGUUUCUAGAACCGUAUCGCAAAUGAGAAUCGAUUUACGUUUAGAUGAAGUAUUUGGCUGUCAGAGCAAGUCUAUCUUUGGAAGAAAAAAAAUACAAGGUCCUUAAGGAGUAAUGUUAAACGGUCUGCUCCUUAAGAGUAUAUCUUGGGCUACUUUAGCUUAAGCUAGCUAGUGGAUCCAACUUGCCCACGAAAUGUAUGGAUCAGCUAUGCACGCUCUCCUUUCAGUUUGGCAAAGUGAAUAUUAUGUAUUAGAAGUGUGUCAAAUACGACAUUAUUAAAUAUAUAUCACCCCUACAUGAGUUGAUGGACCAUUUUCUUCAAUCAUUGUUGCCAUUCCACCCUUUCCUGAUCGUAUUUUUCUUGACGGAUUAUUUCACUGUUGUACAUCCGGAAAUUCGUUAGGGAAUACGAUGCAUUGUGGGUAUUGUAGUAUACAAUGUAGGUAGGUAAAGCCAGAGGUUUGGUAAAACUUUGCACCUAUUUGGUUUUGGAGCAUUUAAUGGAUCAAUCAGUUUGAUCCUAUUAAAUUACAAAGUAUUGCCAUGCUUAAUUCUAUAAUAACAUUGGUCAGAUGUGUGACAUGAUUUAUUGACUGUGCAACCACUUGUGUGUGAGAUUCCGCAAAGCUGAUUUCAGUGUCGUGCUGUCUUUGCCAGACGCUUCCGUGGUUACCACAGUAACGGAGCUCCAGCUGUUCGUGUGUACACUUGUUGAUACAAUAGCGAGUGAGCUUGCACAUAAACAAUAUACGUUACUUGUUAUAUCUCUGACAUAUGCUCAGUUGUUACAUUUUACAUUACCUUUUAUAACUCUACAUAAAUUGGGUAAAUUUGCGGAAGUAAUACAAAUGCGGCCAACAAAGUAUUUCACCCCAACAGAGGUGUCCCUUCAUAACACCCUUGGCGACCUGUGGGUGUCAUACCUGGGCAAGGUGUAUGACUUGACACCAUUGGUGAAUGAAUUUAAAGGGGAUGUACUUCUGAAGCCUAUCAUUGAGUGUGCAGGAAAGGACAUCAGUCACUGGUUUGACCCAAAGACAAAAGAUAUUCUGACCCACAUUGACCCACUAUCUGGGUGUGUGAAAUACUACACCCCUAGGGGGCGCUUUGUGCACGUGCCCCCUCCCUGCCCUCGUACUGACUGGACCAAUGACUUUGGGCGACCCUGGUGGAGAGAUACGCAAUAUGAGGUGGGACUACUUUCUGUCAAGACCAGGUGGAUCCGCAUCAUCAACACCCUCACAUCCCAGGAGCAGGGUCUGGAGGUGUGUUCCGAGGAGACCUUGAAUGAGAUUCUCCAGCGGUACCUCCGCUACAACUCUCACGCCGCCAGCUACACUUGGAAGCACGACUGUGUCAACCUGGACAUGAGUAAAACUCUGGAGGAGAACGGCAUCCCCGACGAGGACAAGGACUUCUACAACACACGCAUGGACCGCGACCUCUUCUCCCAGUCCAUCUGCCUGUACUUCAACGACGACCUCACUGAACUUUGACCCCAUAUGUAAGGAUGUUAGUAAAUGGUGGUGAGCAAUAUGAGCAGACAAUCUAUUAAAAUGUUGACUCACAAAA